AUGGCAGAGAGUUUUUUGAGCCGGGUUUUGGAAUAUUACAAAGAAAAUCAAUGGCAAAAUUUAUUAAAUUUGAACAAAAACUCUGACAAUUCGGAUGCACUGAAAGUACUGUGGGUUUGGCCGAGUGUUAAAAAUUUGCAGUUCAUUAAAAGGAAGAUUGUUGAAUAUGGAAAUGAAGGAGUGGUGUCACUGGGAUGCGGGUGCGGACUUCUUGAGUGGUUCAUUAAUAAAGCAACAGAUUUGCCGGUGAUUGGAUACGAAGUCAAUGAAGAGUGGUGGAAGAGUAAAUAUUCAUGUCCGCAAUUCAUAGAGCUCAACUAUUCACCUGAUACUCCAGAUCCCUCCAUGUUAAAUCCGAACUACGCUUUAUUAUUCUGCUACUUUAAUAACAGACCCGCAUUUAACGAAUAUAUUAAAUGUUAUAAAGGAAACAUGAUAAUUAUAAUUGGACCUGGGGAAGGUAAAGGCCGACAUACAGAUCCGGAGCCAUUUAAUCCUAAUUUUUAUAGCGACGAUUGGAUAUUGGAUGACUACGAGGAGAUCAAAAAUAGUAGAGAUUUUAUAGCGAUUUACGUAAGGAACACUAUGACGUAGUGACACCCGACGAAAUACAUUCCAAAAUUAAUUGGCAGUAUUUUUAUUAAUAAAUUAUUUGUAUACAAUUAAUUUUCAGUGAAACAUUUUAUAAAUAAUGUAGUUAAUUCUUUGACAUUGUUAAAUCAUUAAGAUAAUAUCGACUGCAUUAGCAUUAAAUUGAAUUCAAUUAUUUCAAUAUUAACCAUUCAACACAUCAUUUC
Aethina tumida (small hive beetle) is the source of this 797-nucleotide messenger RNA. RefSeq lists its product as uncharacterized. The coding region runs from base 1 to 594 and encodes 197 amino acids. The transcript has 2 exons. NCBI's taxonomy places the organism in Eukaryota, Metazoa, Arthropoda, Insecta, Coleoptera, Nitidulidae. The record is from RefSeq and is a predicted model, not a curated record.